AUGUAUGCCCUCGGCUUGAUCUUCACCGCCGCAGCGACUGUUGUCCUCGCCAGUCCUGCUCCCGCUGACUUUGGAUUCUCGAAGGACCUGCUCCGUCGAGCCCUUGUCUCUUCCGAUGGCAUCUGCGGCAUCUACAACAACUCCAGGACUUGUACUGGAAGUGGUUUCGGUGGCUGCUGUUCGCAGUUCGGGUACUGUGGCAGCGACGAUGAUCACUGUGGUGUCGGUUGCCAGAGUGGUUGGGGCAGCUGUGGAGUGACCGCACCCACCACCACUUGGGGAGCCUUGGGUUGUUACUCUGACCAGAGCAACGCCCGAACCCUUACUACCAGCAUGAACGUUGCCAGCAACACGAUCGAGAGGUGCCAAGCUGCGUGCGUCGCGGCCGGUUUCAACUACUCUGGUACUGAGUUUGGCAACCAGUGUUUCUGCGGUACCACCAUCUCCAAUGGCGGUGCACAGGUUGAUCCCUCAGGCUGCAACAAGGCCUGCUCCGGAAACAGCACGCAGAUCUGUGGUGGCGCCGGAACUCUCAGCGUGUCCAUCAUCACGCCCCGCUGGCAGAAGGUCGGAUGCUACUCUGAUUCAACCACCGCUCGCACGCUCAGCGUUUCCUACAACAUCGCGGGUGUGACCAAUGACAACUGCAAGGCUACGUGCGAGGCCAACGGUUACAAGUACGCGGCCACCGAGUAUGGCACUCAGUGCUUCUGCGGCAAUUCUAUCCAGAACGGAGCCUCUGCCGUUGGUGCCGGUUGCAACAUUGCGUGUGCUGGCGACUCAACUACCUAUUGUGGAGGAUCAAAUGCCAUGAGUCUUUUCACCUACAUGUAA
This is a messenger RNA of Neoarthrinium moseri, 834 nucleotides long. RefSeq lists its product as uncharacterized. Gene Ontology annotation, molecular function: chitin binding. Bases 1 to 834 code for a protein of 277 amino acids. NCBI's taxonomy places the organism in Eukaryota, Fungi, Ascomycota, Sordariomycetes, Amphisphaeriales, Apiosporaceae. The transcript has 2 exons. The record is from RefSeq and is a predicted model, not a curated record.